This is a messenger RNA of Camponotus floridanus (Florida carpenter ant), 1891 nucleotides long. Its product is annotated as beta-1,4-galactosyltransferase 4. Gene Ontology annotation, biological process: glycosphingolipid biosynthetic process; carbohydrate metabolic process. Gene Ontology annotation, molecular function: N-acetyl-beta-glucosaminyl-derivative 4-beta-N-acetylgalactosaminyltransferase activity. The transcript has 2 exons. NCBI's taxonomy places the organism in Eukaryota, Metazoa, Arthropoda, Insecta, Hymenoptera, Formicidae. The coding region runs from base 227 to 1219 and encodes 330 amino acids. The record is from RefSeq and is a predicted model, not a curated record.
UCGUGUCGUCUGCAAUUCAUCUGUCAGUUUCGCGUCGCUCCAAUUUUUUCAAGGAAAUAAAUUUAAGAAUUUUUCUUUUUCGAGACCGCAUCAUCGAGCAGGAAGCACGCAUGUGUGCGUACGAAAGUCAAAGAAAGGCACGAUUCGCGAUUCUGUCGUUUUCCCUUGGGAACCUCUUACAUUGAGUACAUUGAUGUCUGUCUACGAUCGAAUUUAGGUUAGGAGGAUGAGGAGCUUCGUCAAUAUUUUCAAGAUGCUCAUCGCGUUCCUUUACGAUUACGCGCGCGGACUGUCUUACACGGUGACGACGAUACUCGUGCUGUGCUAUUGUCUCCAUCCGGCACGUUUCGCUUCCCACUACACCUUCAUCAAGACCGAGAACAUCUACGACGAGAUGGAACGGUCGUAUCCGCCGAGGGACAACUCCUGCACGAUCUCCGUCAACGGUAGACGCUCCUCUCAAUUGUUCUAUCCCGAGGAACAUCCCCGGGAGGACCCGGUGGCGAUGGCUCGACGACUCGGUAUCUUACCGGGUGGCCAGUGGAAGCCCCUCAACUGUCACCCGCUCUUCAACGUUGCCAUCAUACUGCCGUAUCGCAACCGGCAGAGUCAGCUGGCCGUCUUCAUGAAUUACAUUCACCCUUUCUUGCAAGCGCAGAACUUGGACUAUCGGAUAUUCGUCAUCGAGCAGAGUCCGAUGCGCGAGUUCAACCGCGCCAAGCUCUUCAACGUCGGUUACGCCGAGGCUACCAAAGUCAAUGACUUUCACUGUUUCAUUUUCCAAGACGUGGACCUGAUACCGCAGAACCCCGACAAUAUCUACGCGUGCACCAAGAUGCCCAGACACAUGAGUUCCAGUGUAAAUACCUUUCGAUAUAAUCUGCCUUAUACGGGCCUAUUUGGGGGCGCGAUAGCGUUAACAAGAAAACAAUUCGAGAGAGUGAACGGAUUCUCCAAUGUUUUCUACGGUUGGGGUGGAGAGGACGAUGACUUUUACAGUCGCUUACAGUCCAGGGGUUUUCAGAUCACGCGCUUUGGACCUGACGUGGCACAGUAUUAUAUGCUGACACAUAAGAAGGAAUCUCCAAGCACCGCAAGAUUCGCCAAUUUGGAGAAUAGUGCACGCAGGUAUGAUACAGAUGGACUCAGCAAUUUGGAAUACAGAGUAUUGAAUCAUCAAUUGCGGCCACUGUAUUCAUGGAUUUUAGCCGAUGUAUAAUUUUUAUAUGUAAGUUUUUUUAUCCAUACGUGUAUCGCACAUAUCUUUUGUAAAGUGGCUAUGAUACAUUACAAUAGCAUAUUCUUAUUUUCUGGCGGUGUCAAAAAAUUUUACCUUAUCUAAUAUAGACUAGACAAAUAUAAUUGCUAACAUGCUGUGAUAGAGCAUAUUAUGGUUAAAUCGCAAUAUUAUUAUUGAUUAAAAUACCACCAUACUUUUGUGUGAUAGAAUUUGGAAAGUGCUAAGUCUGCAAAAAAAUAUUUUUUACAAUCACAAUAAUGAAUUUCCAAUAGCAUUAUAAUAUUGUAAUUAAUUAGUAGUUUGUAAUUAGUUGACACUUUGUACAAGAAAGAUAAUAAUCUAGUUAUAUAAUUGAUAAGGAUUAAAGACUGUAAUCAUAAAUAAUCAUUUCUUUUACAAGAUUCAUCAAAAUGACAAGCAAUAUCGCUUAAGAAUACAAGAUAUACUUUCAUUUUAGAUCACUAUUUAAUCUCAUAUUUUUAUCAUAUUCAUAUACAUAAAAAAUUGCAGCUGUUUAAAGACACAAAACUCUACUUCAUAAUAGAAGUACAAGUUAUAAUUUUUGAUUUAAAGAUAUACAUUACUUACCUACAUGCUCAAAGAGAUUCUGGUCUUUAUAUACCUCUUAUGUUAUUUUAGCAGUUUUAAUAU